Messenger RNA from Lolium rigidum, 831 nucleotides. RefSeq lists its product as uncharacterized. NCBI's taxonomy places the organism in Eukaryota, Viridiplantae, Streptophyta, Magnoliopsida, Poales, Poaceae. Bases 1 to 831 code for a protein of 276 amino acids. Gene Ontology annotation, molecular function: protein binding. The transcript has 2 exons. The record is from RefSeq and is a predicted model, not a curated record.
AUGGGGGACGGCCUUAGCCGCCGCCGUCGCCGCAAGAAUGUUCAGAAGAAAGCCGUGCCGCUAACCAAGAUUGAAGAUGUACCGGAUGAACUUUUGGAGCUGGUGUUCAUACGCCUCACUUCGCCUGCCGACAUCAUCCGCGCAGCGUGCACCUGUAGGUGCUGGCGCCGCGUCAUCCGUGGCGCGUCGGUCUCCUACGUCGUCGGCCACUACCAGGUCGACGAGCGUCUGCACGGCCGUCUUCCUCCUGGCCUUAACCCGGUGUUCAUUCCUUCUCCCUCCCCCUCGCCGUGGGUGGACAUCAUCGCCGCGCGGAACCUUGGGCUCGACUUCCUCCCGCGGCAAUUUGGCUACUUCAUCUGGGAGCUCACUGACGUUCGUGGAGGCCUCUUGCUCCUUCUAGAUUCGAAGCACGGCUCAGCCCUCGUCAUCUGCGAUCCUCUAGCGCGGCGCUACAGGAUGAUCCCACGCUCGGCGUGGUUCCACCGCCGCGAGUUCAUGGGGGCCUUUCUUCUGGACGGCGAGGACGCGAGUGCUAGCAUCAGCUUGUCAAACUUCAGGGUGACGUGCGCAGUCUGUUCCGAGGGGCUUGGCAUUGCCAGGGCCUGCAUGUUCUCGUCCAUCACCAACCGAUGGACUUCCGGCGGCGCGCCUGGCUGCAUUGUGCGGGGCUUGAGGGGAUACGGCAUCCGCUUCGGAGGGUGCAGUGACGAUGGGUCCACCGCCUACUGGACAGUCGGAGGUGUCGGCAUUCUUAUUGCUCUGGACAAGGAGGCCGGCGAGCUCUCCUCUUCUGUCAUGUCGGACAAGGUUAAUAAGGUUAACCAUUAG